AAAGGAGGAACUGAGGAGGAAGUUUGACAUCUGAGAGGCAGCAGCAGAUGCAGACCAGAACUUGGUAGAUGAGAAGGAUGGACGUGUGAAGGAAAAGAGCAGACUCUGUGGAAAAUUAAAAGAGUGGCUGCUGGUGACGGAGUGGAGUUCAGGAAAUAAUCACAGUCAGACGUCACUGACAUGAUGUGGAAAACAACUGUCCUCCUGCUUCUGCCUCUGCUUCUGCUCUCCUCCACAGGCACAGGAAGCAGCAAGCAUUUAAACCAAUCAGACAUCAAUGCAGAGUUCUCUGACGCAGCCGCCGUCAAAAGCCAGAAACCUCCAGGAGGGGCCAAAGGUUGGGACUCAUGCUCCAUCCCGUGUGACAUCACUGUCAAGCUGCUGCGAGAUGAGAAACAUUCAGUCUGUGGGCAGUUACAGCAGUCUUUGUUAGCGUUUGGACGUAGCACCAGGAAGCUGAUGAGGGAUGUGAUGGAGGAGCAGCAGAGAGCUCUGGAUAUCCUCAGCAGUCAGGUAACAGAGCUGAUGACCAAAGUGCAGACGCUCAGCUUUGAGGUUCAAAGAGGCAACACUGAGAUGUACUCCGUCAAACCUGUGCAGUCCCACGGAAGAGAUUGCAGUGAUAUCAAGGAAAGUCUGAUGUCAGUCGUCCCAAAGAUCCCCAGUGGUAUCUAUAUCGUCCACCCAGAGAACACAGACUCCUCAUUUGAGGUCUUCUGUGAGAUGGAUUACAUGGGAGGUGGAUGGACGGUGAUGCAGCGCAGGAUUGAUGGAUUGACCGACUUCAAACGACCCUGGGCUGAUUAUACUGAUGGUUUUGGAAACCUUGCAGGAGAACACUGGUUGGGUCUGAAGAAGGUGUAUCAAUUAGUAAACCAGAAAGAUACUCGGUUCCAGCUUCACAUCGCUCUGGUGUCCAGUGAUGACAUCACCUCUUAUGCAGCAUAUGAUGAUUUCAAACUGGACAAUGAAGCCCAGUUCUUCAGUAUACACCUGGGCAGAUAUGCAGGCAGCGCAGGUGAUGCCUUUCGAGGCUACGAGCAGGAGCACAACCAGGACACAGCUCCAUUCAGCGCCUCAGAUGUGGACAAUGACGGCUGUAAUCCUUUCUGCUCCCUGGAGAAUCGCACAGUGGAGAGCUGCAGUGCUCUACAGAACAACACAGGAUGGUGGUUCAACCAGUGCGGCCUAGCAAACCUCAACGUCCCUGAAGAUGCAGAACUAAACCAGGGCCAAAGGACGCACAUCCUGUGGGACACCUGGAGACAGAACGGAAUCCCUCACAAAAUCAAAUCUGUCACGAUGAAGAUCAGGAGGAUUGCAACAAAUAACUGACAGAGAAGAGGAGGAGAAGAAAAAGAGAGAGAAAAAAUAAAAGCAUAUUUGCAUAAGUUGCACUGCAUCUUUGUACAACUUGAAGUUUUGAUUAAAUUGCAGAGGGUUGAAAGGAC
Molecule: messenger RNA, 1451 nt
Organism: Notolabrus celidotus (New Zealand spotty)
Lineage: Eukaryota; Metazoa; Chordata; Actinopteri; Labriformes; Labridae
Gene: angptl5
Product: angiopoietin-like 5
Source: RefSeq, a predicted model, not a curated record